Molecule: messenger RNA, 676 nt
Organism: Rubroshorea leprosula
Lineage: Eukaryota; Viridiplantae; Streptophyta; Magnoliopsida; Malvales; Dipterocarpaceae
Source: the annotation of a GenBank genome assembly
UGUUUUACCCCGUUUUUCCGUACACGCUUAUGCCGGAACUUUGAAUCCUUCUCAGUCAGGAAAAGCAAUGGCGCCAAAAAAGACCCCUGCACCUCCCCCUCCGAAUUCGAUCGGUCACUCCGAGGUUUUGCUCGAAGCGAGCAAGUUUGUCUGCGAGUUCAAUCCGAACAGUCUCCAAAUAUCCAUAUCCAAAAACACAAAAAUCAGAAUCUCAGGUGCUAGUUUCAUGCCCUUCAUCUUCCAUAGAGAUGAUAUGAAUGGAAAGUCUGGAAAUGAUUUUCAGCUCUCAAAAUUUGAAAAAAAAGAACGGCCUUCCAAUGAGGACGGGUAUGUGUUUCUGCUUGUUAAUCCUAAAGAAGACGAUAGCUGCACGAAAUCUUAUCUUCAGGUUAUAGCUGCAGUUACUUAUCAAAUACUUUCUGCUGAUACACUGCAUGCUGAGAUCCCUCUUGCUGCCGUUUCUUCAACACACUGACAUAAGGCUUGUGGUGUUCCUAGAAUUUUAUCUAACUGGCUUCUUGUUUUCUUCUUUUGAGGACUGUGUUAGACUGUAUUGAACGAAAAGUGGUUUACAGUUAUGAUAGUGCAAUAUGAUGCUAUCUCAUAAAGCAAAAAUGCAGGACAGACAAACUUUUGUUAGGCUUUUGAAACUACAGAAUAAGAAAAAAAAUUGCUA